UUGUCUUGCACAUAUUCUAUUUAAGGUUGAUAAUGGUGUUCAUGAAGUCAUGUAGUACAUGUCUGAGCAUAAUCAUGCAUUUCUCCCAGAAAAUCAAAGGCACCUGAUAAGAUGUGGAAUGAUGAUAUUAGAUCCAAGUAAAGGAGUCUUGGAUGACAUGGCAAAAGCCAGCAUUGUAAAUUUCAGUCAUAUAACUUUUGGAAAAUGAAGAUGGAGGAUGUAGAAAUGCAGGGUUUAGUUUGCAUGGUAGCCAUAAUUUCUUGCCAAGUCAAAGUUUAAGUAUUGCGAGGGGGCAAGAUUGGCAAACUCUCUUGAAUCAUUUCAUGUACAUGCAGAUGCACAAUCCCAUGUUUUCUUAUGAUGUACAAGUAGAUCAAGAUGGCAGGUUGACAAACUUAUUUGGAGAAAUAGUUUGUCUUAAUUUGAUUAUGAUUGUUUCGGUGACAAUGUGAUGUUUGAUACCACAUAUCAUGUUAGUAAAUAUAACAUGAUAUGUGCAUCUUUUGUUGGGGUUAAUCAUCAUCUGAAGAAUACCUUGUUUGGGUGUGCUCUCUUAUUAGAUGAGACGGUAAAUUCAUCUAUAUGGCUAUUUGAUACGUUUUUGGAGGCAAUGGGAAAUGGGGCACCCAAAACGAUUUUCAUUGACCAAGACGAAGCUAUGGAAAAAGCUGUUGAAAAGGUGUUUCUGAAUGCACAACAUUGUGUAUGCACAUCACACACUGCAAAGCAUGCUGCUAAAAACAUCCCCAAUCUUUAUGACAAGCCUGAGUUUGGGGACAUUUUCUCAAAACUACUAUUUGGCUGUGAAACAGAGUUCGUAUUUGAAUCCACUUGGAAGGAAAUGGGCACUAAGGAAAACUCUUGGCUUAACAGACUAUAUGAAUCGAGAAAUAAAUGGAGUGUGGCCUUUGGUGGAGGUAUAUUUUCAUGUAGUAUCAGAUUAACUAAAAAGAGCGAGGGCUCAAGAAAUAUCUUCUGGCUGAUGCCUGCUAAUAGCAUGAACCUCAUUGGAUUUGUCCACCACUAUGAACAACAGAUGUCUGAAUAUUGCAACACGGCAUAUGCAGGUGUACUGAGUCAGGUGCUAUAUGCACAGGAUCAUCAUAUUCUUAUCAAUAUCUUGGCAGAAAUGUAGCCAAUGAAUCUGAAGGAACUAACAUGCAAGGUUUACAAGGUUGAUCAAUCCAUCGCUAGAGGCAGAGUAAAUAUGGUUUUGUGGGUAUAGAAUGUCUAACUUGGAUACAUGUAUAGUAUAUCUCAGGACAAGUAAGCAAUUUGUGCAUGGAAUGUUGAUUAUAUAUAUCAGUAUUAUGUAAGCUGGUUUAUCUUCACAUGCGGAGUAUAUUACUGUAGACCCUCUGUUACAGUCA
Eucalyptus grandis is the source of this 1370-nucleotide messenger RNA. Its product is annotated as protein FAR1-RELATED SEQUENCE 4-like. Bases 452 to 1135 code for a protein of 227 amino acids. The transcript has 3 exons. Lineage: Eukaryota; Viridiplantae; Streptophyta; Magnoliopsida; Myrtales; Myrtaceae. The record is from RefSeq and is a predicted model, not a curated record. Gene Ontology annotation, biological process: regulation of DNA-templated transcription.